Molecule: messenger RNA, 1923 nt
Organism: Gilbertella persicaria
Lineage: Eukaryota; Fungi; Mucoromycota; Mucoromycetes; Mucorales; Choanephoraceae
Exons: 10
Coding region: 1-1923 (640 amino acids)
Biological process (GO): regulation of Golgi organization
Cellular component (GO): cytosol
Source: RefSeq, a predicted model, not a curated record
AUGCUUGCCACUGGACAGGCAAAGAUGAACGCUGUCAAACCAAAGUUCAAAGAAAAGUUUGCCGAACAAAGUGAAAGCCUUUUUAGGGAAAGAUUUGACACAUCUGAAUUCUUUUGGGACAAUUACCUUAUUCUACCCAUCAACACACAAUGUAUUGCUCAUCUCUUUUCGAAAACAUCAGAGGAAAGUUUGCUUGCUUUGAAACAUAACUUUAGUGCUCUUUUCUUAGCGUGCCUGGAAAAACUUGAACUUGUUGUCGUUGAGACUGUCAGUGAAAAGACGCGACAGCAGCAUGCUAUCUUGCUACUUAAGCUUGUAUUUCGUCAUCUGUUUCUAAAGAAAAGACUUUCUCACUUCAAUAUCAUUUUCAUCAUGACUGGAUUUGAUGAAGCAGAUGCUAUGUUUACAAGAUUGAUGAAAGCAAUUCAGCGUCUGAUUGAACAGCCCUCGACUCGAUCAAAUGCACUUCAAUUGGCCCUUGUGUUAUCUGCUGGUAGUGAUAAUGUUAACCAGAAUGGUCUCAAUGGCUAUUUCAUCUCAAACGAUAUGUCUGUUAGCUUGUUUAAUACUUUGGCAGAACUCGAAGAGAUUCAACAAGAAAAUGAUACUAGAGAUAUUAUGAUGUUAAUUGGUAUGCUUUCCAACUACAACAAGUAUGAAGCAAGAAAUCCUUAUUUACUGUACCUGAAACAGAUCAAGCAGAAGAAAGCAUUAGAGAAUAUCAUUCAGAUGUACACCUCAACACUCUUGAGCCUACAGAGUCGUUAUAUAGAACUGUAUGAUGAUGAAGAAGCAUUGUCAAAGACAUUAGUGACUUAUAUGUCAAGAUGGUUUUCAGCUUCAACACCUGCUGCUCCUUCUGAAGCUGAUAAUCUACAAUCAUUAACUCAUUUACCCUCUGCUCAAACAGCCUUGUUAUUACCUUUAUUUGAUUUGAUACAUACCAACAUUCAUUUUGUACAUACUCUGAUUCGUGUCUGUAUUGAAGAAGACAAGGAAAAGAAAACGAAUUGCUUGAAUGCUCUUUUAUCCUUUGCUUCGUAUCUGUUUGAAAAUAACCGUACAGAACGAACCCAGAUUUAUGCUCGAUUGUUAUUAACGCUCUUACUCAGACUGAUGGAAGAGAAUGCUGUACUCAACUAUAUGGCCAAGACUGAAUCAUGGGCCACUGUGCGUCUUUGUCGACAAAGAUCGCCUACUUUACCAUUGAUGAAAUCACCUCGGUCUUUGUUUUGUGCUGUCCUGGACACCAUGUUACUUUUUGUUAGACAUAAUAUUCGAAACAAGCUCGACUUGACUUGUUACAAACUUGCUUUUUCAGUCAUUCAUCGUGUAUUGAGUUUCUUAAACAAGCACAAGAUGCGAUUAGAAUAUCAUUGGACAGAACUUUGGUCAACAUGGACAUCUAUUUUACAUUUUACAGCACUUAAACUAGAUUAUUUUGUUCCUCGAGAUGAAUUCGGUGCUUACUUGGCCUCUCUCAUGCGUGUCUUUAAUAUGUGUGUCACUCAUGGAGAAACAUUUUUAACAGAUACAAAAAGCUAUGAUAGUCUUUAUUAUGAAAUCGUUCGAGCAGCCUCUGAUUUUAUCAGAUUAUCAGACCAUGUUCAACAAGCAAGAGCCAUUCCUAAACAUGAAAGAACAGCACUAUCUAUCACAUACCAUGAAUUUCAUAAUAUCAAAUUGAUCUGCAAUCAUUUUCAGCCUGCUCUAGAUGAAUGGCAAGCCAUGAAAGGUGUCAAAUUCCCUACACCAGAACAAGUGAUGGCUUUAAUUCAUGAAAACUAUGGUACAUUAGAACUUAAACCCAUGGACAAGCUAGAUUUUUACUUGGCGUACAAUGAAAUACCUGGAGACAUGGGCUUCUUUAGACAAAUAUUGCGUGUGAUUGUAACAGAUUAUAUGGAAUAUCAUAAUGAAUAA